CGUUCAUAAUAUUAUCUGUUUAACAGGCGCAAAGGAAGCAUCACAUAAAGCUCUCCCUGGAGCCCUCUGCGGCCUUACAGCAGGGGGUAAUGAUCUUUUACUAACAGUCAAAGAAUGGACACUAACGAGGCUGCUGAACUUCUCCUCCCAGUGUGAACCUUACAUCGCUCCUCAAUGACAACACAAAGAGCGAGUAAGCAGAAAUGUAACAACACUUGUUACGAGGCUUCAGAGCAGUGACAGCUCCAGGUUUGCCCGUGCGGGGGCUCCAAGACGGACGAGGAAACCCCGAGGAUCAGGGCCUCCUGUCCGGAUGACACCAGCAGGAGCCAGCCACAAUGCCCUCCUGAGCUAGCAUUAGCUAGGCUAACAAAUGUCUUCCUUUGAAUUCGACAUAAUUGUAAAUGGAUAACUUUAUUCAAACAACUUUAAUUGAGGUGUUUGGGAGUGAGAGUUCUUAAGGAGGUGGAUAUUAUCGGAUGGACGGAAAACAUCAAUAACAGGACCGUGAGUAAAAACAGCGGAGUGCUCUUCAGGCAUGAUGGAGGGACUUCAUAGCCAGGCUAUAAGCCUGGACCCACGCAGACAGGAGCUGCUUGAAGCUCGUUUUACUGGAGUUGGUGUCACCAAGAGCUCAGCCAAUAGUGAAUCAUCCAACCAGUCUCUGUGCAGCGCAGGAUCACUCAGCGACAAGGAACUGGAGCUUGGUUUGACACCAGAGAAGAAGGCCAAUGACCAGAGAAGCAGGAAGAGAAAAGGAGACAUCUACGACACCAACAGCCAGGGAAAACUGCGAGGGCACAGAUUAAGUGAUUAUUUUGAGUUUGCUGGUAGCAGCGGCUCUGGCACCAGUCCUGCUCGGGGCAUUUCCAUGCUGGUGCGCUCUUCUCCUCAGCACUCACUGUCUAAUCCUCUGUUUCAACACGGUAGUCCUUCGUCCACAGGCUCGGCCCACACAGACUCAUCCUCUUGCAGCUCUGUUAAGACUCUGCCUGCACACUCCUUCUCUCAUAAAGCCAUCCAGUCGGAGCUGACGCUGCUGAAGCUGACAGCUCUGGAGAGGGACAAGAACUCAGACCUUGAGAAGAAGGAGGGGAGGAUAGAUGACCUGCUCAGGGCUAACUGUGACCUGAGGCGGCAGGUAGACGAGCAGCAGAAGAUGCUGGAGCGCUACAAAGAGCGGCUUAACAAGUGUGUGACCAUGAGCAAGAAGCUGCUGAUUGAGAAGUCAAAGCAGGAGAAAAUGGCCUGCAGGGACAAGAGCAUGCAGGACCGUCUACGUCUGGGUCACUUCACCACCGUCCGCCACGGAGCCUCCUUCACUGAGCAGUGGACAGAUGGAUUCGCCUUCCAGAACCUCAUCAAGCAGCAGGAGAGAGUCAACUCGCAGCGGGAGGAUAUAGAGAGGCAGAGGAAGCUGCUCGGGAAGAGGAAACCUCCAUCCAUGUCCUCAACGCCUCCGCCCAGUCUGGAACAGAACAAGAGAAAGAGCCGGAGCAACGGCCAAGAGAAUGAAGCGCUGUCUUUAGCAGAAUAUCAUGAGCAAGAGGAGAUUUUCAAACUCAGAAUUGGUCAUCUCAAAAAGGAAGAGGCAGAGAUCCAAUCAGAGCUGGAGCAUUUGGAGCGAGUCAGAAACCUGCAUAUUCGGGAGCUGAAGAGAAUCCAUAAUGAAGACAGCUCACAAUUUAAAGACCAUCCUACACUGAAUGAAAGAUAUCUGCUCUUAUAUUUACUUGGAAAAGGCGGCUUUAGCGAAGUUUUCAAGGCUUUUGAUUUGACUGAGCAGAGAUAUGUGGCCAUAAAAAUCCAUCAACUCAACAAGAACUGGAGGGAGGAGAAGAAACAAAACUACCACAAACAUGCCUGUCGGGAAUACAGAAUCCACAAAGAACUUGACCACCCCAGGAUAGUCAAACUUUACGACUAUUUUUCACUCGAAACAGACUCGUUCUGCACAGUGCUUGAGUACUGUGAAGGGAAUGAUCUGGACUUCUACUUGAAACAGAAUAAGUUGAUGACUGAAAAGGAGGGUCGCUCCAUCGUCAUGCAGAUCGUCAACGCACUCAAGUACCUCAAUCAGAUCCGUCCACCUAUCAUCCACUAUGACCUCAAACCAGGAAACAUCCUUCUAGUUAAUGGCACAGCCUGCGGAGAGAUCAAGAUCACUGACUUUGGUCUGUCUAAGAUCAUGGAUGAUGACAGCUACAGCUCUGCAGAUGGCAUGGAGCUGACGUCACAAGGAGCAGGGACCUACUGGUACCUUCCCCCUGAGUGCUUUGUGGUGGGCAAGGAGCCGCCUAAAAUAUCCAACAAAGUGGAUGUUUGGUCUGUGGGUGUCAUCUUCUACCAGUGUUUAUAUGGACGCAAGCCGUUCGGUCAUAACCAGUCGCAGCAGGAUAUCCUUCAAGAAAACACAAUAUUAAAAGCUACUGAUGUGCAGUUUCCCCCAAAACCUGUGGUUACCACAGAAGCAAAGGCCUUCAUUCGCCGCUGCUUGGCAUAUCACAAAGAGGACCGUGUUGAUGUCCUGCAGCUGGCCAGCGACCCCUUCCUCAUGCCACAUAUUCGCAAAGCUCUGGGCAGCAGCACGCCGCUGGCACCUCCUCUUCCUUCCACCUCCAGCGUCUUCAGCAGCAGUGCCUCCGAAUGAAGGGAGCUUUAAAAAAAAAAAUUUAAAAAGACGAUGUAAAACUCCCAGUGAGGAUGAAGCCACAUGGAGACGUUGCACACUUGAAGAAAUUUCUUUCCUCCCUCGAUGACAGAGAAAAGAGCAUGAUGGGAUAGAGAGAUCCUUAAAGUGUGAAUGAAGCCAAUGUGAAUGGCAAUAUGGUAAUGUGGUGAUGUAGUUGUAAACAUGACCACCUCCAUUAUAUAAGUGGUAAAAAUGAAGGGCCAGUCUGUGGCUGUGGGCUCAGUAGAACCCAAAGAGUCGCCCGUAUGCAUGCACUAACAAAAACUCAUUAAGGGGCUUCUUUACCUGAUAAAUAGUAAAAGCACCUGAAAAAAAUUGCACAACUGACAGGCUGAGAAGUUCACCAUGUGUGGAAGAGCUGCCUGUACUAUUGAGAAACAUGUAGGAGAAAAGAGCGUUUAUUAAAUUUUAUCGCAUUCUGCUUGAGAUGCAUCAUCUAUCAAACUAUUUUUCACAACUAGAGUGGUCACUUUCAACAUGUCUCCCUCUAUGGUUUAACUUUGGACAUUUAGGAAGGGCUUGUUAAAGUAAGGAACGACUGAUGACCAAAGUUCAAGGCCGGCCUUGUCGAUAUGAAACCAUCUAAUGGUUUAAAAAUGACUUGAAACAGAAGAGAGCUGAUUCUGCAAAGAGUGACUGGUUUUGACCUAUUUUAAAGAGAUUAUGGGAUAACUGGAAGUCAGCUGUUAUUUUAAUUGUUCAGUCCAUAUUUUUCCAUGAAAUUGAAUCCCUGUACUGUUUUUAACAUUAUAGAGGGGACUGGCUAUGAGUGAGUGUGGUGGUGAGAGUUAAGACUGAACUGAAAUAAUAAUGAAAUCAUUAAAAGAUAUUUGAUUAAA
Messenger RNA from Cheilinus undulatus (humphead wrasse), 3531 nucleotides. RefSeq names its product serine/threonine-protein kinase tousled-like 2. Gene Ontology annotation, cellular component: nucleus. Gene Ontology annotation, biological process: chromosome segregation; peptidyl-serine phosphorylation; intracellular signal transduction. Lineage: Eukaryota; Metazoa; Chordata; Actinopteri; Labriformes; Labridae. The transcript is spliced from 21 exons. The record is from RefSeq and is a predicted model, not a curated record. Gene Ontology annotation, molecular function: protein serine/threonine kinase activity; ATP binding. Bases 539 to 2650 code for a protein of 703 amino acids.